CCGCCUCGCUCUGCAGGGCAGAACUGCUGCGAGGAGAGGACCUGAAGCACAGUCCUGACAGAGCGGCGCCGAGGGGGCACUCCCCGGGAGUGCAUCAGCCUGCCGGAUGCGGCGCAGCGUGGGGGCCGGGCGGGAGGUCGGAACCGGUGAGAGGCGCUCGGCACCAUCCUUCUGUCCGUGCGCCCACCGGGGACCGGCUCCGGCAGCCAGGACGGGGACCCAGGAGUCCUGAGGCUCCGCGCGACGCCGAGACUGGGACACAGCACUGCGGAUCCAUCUAGAGAGGGGCCUCCAACACCAGCCGACUGAGACCUGGCGUCCUAGCCGUCGGCGGCUUGAAAAGCAAUGGUCAAGGAGACAGAGACCGUGGCUGUCCGCUCACCCCUCAGCCUCCGAGGGCCCCACACCUUGGUAGCGGGAGAAGGUCAAGUCCGCCGGAGUUUGCUCUGAAGAUGCGCCACGCCCCCUCCCCAUUCUGAGCCGGGCACUGCCGCAGCGGGAAACAGGGGCCGCCUCCUCGUGCCAAGCAGAAGCGGAGUCUUCGCCGGGUCCCUCAGCCUUUCAGCAUUUAGAAUUCCUAGGGGGCGGGGACGGCGGCGAAAAAGCGGAUUUGAAACCAGGAGUCAAAGCGGACGUGGGGAGCUGGCGCUGCGGGAGCGGUCAACGCGGCGGCCUCGGGAGCCGCGUGGCCUGGAGAAGCGCCCAGCGGUCAUGGACGAGCCGGCCGUCGGGCGGCCAGAGGCGGGCUGAGCGCCGGCCGAGCCCCCGCCACCCGGGGGGAGGGGGGGCCUGGGCGACCGUCAGCCCGAGGCCACGGCCGCCCGGCACGGGGCUGCCCCCGGGGGUCCGGCCAUGGCCGGCCGGAGUUGCGGUUGCAGCUGCGGCCUGGGCCACCUGAACGAGGACAACGCGCGCUUCCUGCUGCUCGCGGCGCUCAUCGUGCUCUACCUGCUGGGUGGCGCCGCCGUCUUCUCGGCGCUGGAGCUGGCGCACGAACGCCAGGCCAAGCAGCGCUGGGAGGAGCGCCUGGCCAACUUCAGCCGCCGCCACAACCUGAGCCGCGACGAGCUGCGCGGCUUCCUUCGCCACUACGAGGAGGCCACCGAGGCCGGCAUCCGCGUGGACAACGUUCGGCAGCGUUGGGACUUCACCGGCGCCUUCUACUUCGUGGGCACCGUCGUGUCCACCAUAGGCUUUGGGAUGACAACUCCAGUGACGGUAGGAGGAAAAAUCUUUCUGAUCUUUUACGGCCUCCUUGGCUGCUCCAGCACUAUCUUGUUCUUCAACCUCUUCCUGGAGCGCCUGAUCACCGUCAUCGCCUUCAUCAUGAGGUCAUGCCACCAGCGGCAGCUCCAGCGCCGGGGGGCCCUGCCCCAGGAGAGCCGGAAGAACCUGGGGAAGGGGGAGGUGGACAGCCUGGCUGGCUGGAAGCCCUCUGUGUACUACGUCAUGCUGAUCCUGUGCGUGGCCUCCCUCCUCAUCUCCUGCUGCGCGUCUGCCAUGUACACCUCCAUGGAAGGGUGGAGCUACUUCGACGCGCUCUACUUCUGCUUCGUGGCUUUCAGCACAAUUGGUUUUGGGGACCUCGUCAGCAGCCAGAACACCCAAUAUGGUAGCCAGGGCCUCUACCGCUUCGCCAACUUCGUCUUCAUCCUCAUGGGCGUCUGCUGCAUCUACUCCCUGUUCAAUGUUAUCUCCAUCCUCAUCAAACAGUCCAUGAACUGGAUCCUGAGGAAGAUGGAUGGCGGGUGCUGCCAACAGUGCCAAAGAAGACUCUGGCAGUCCCGGAGGAACGUGGUGAUGCCGGGCAAUGUCCAUAACCGGUGCAACAUCUCCAUAGACACGGAUGGAGUCGUAGAGAGCGACGCGGAUGGGCGGCGGCUCUCGGGUGAGAUGAUCUCCAUGAAGGACUUCCUGGCGACCAACAAGGUCUCGCUAGCCAUCCUCCAAAAGCAGCUGUCCGAAACGGCCAAUGGCUGCCCCCACCAGACCAGCACGCUGUCCCUGGACAAUGACUUCUCCGGGGGGGUAGGGGCCUUUGCCAUCAUGAACAACAGGCUGGCAGAGACCAGUGGGGACAGGUAGGAGGAAGGAGAGAGCGGAGAUGGGGGGACUGUCACCCAGCUCAGCCCUGCGCCCUGCCUGGGGUCCCUCUGGAGCUGUCCUUUCAAGCCUCCAGCCCAGCUUAAGAAAUCUCAUCUUCUCAUCUGCAGCCAACAGCCACUUUCCAGGGCUGCGAGACCCUGCAGCCUUGAUGCCUUUCUCCUCGUCUGUAUUCUUUAAGUCUAAAUUCAGUCUUUUAAAAAAUGAACCACAAGAGCAGUCAUGAGACAUGACAGCGUUUCUUUCCUCAUCUUGCUCUGGGGUCUUAACUGCCUCAGAGAGGGAGGCUUACUUAAGCCUUGAUUUCCUGCUGCUCUGUUCUUCGCUUGGAAGUAAAAAUCCGGAAGAUGCUAAUUUUCCGCAGGGAACUCUGAAAGGCUGACAGCACUGCCUCUCUUAGUCCCUUCCAAAAAGGGAGGGUGAGAAAUGAAUGAGAAUGUGGCUGGGCUUUCUUUUUGCUGGGCUUCCUUCCGAGCAGAUUUGUUCCUGCUGCCUGGACUAGGAAACCAGCUGUUCCCCUUUGUACCUGCUUUUCUGUUUUUGGUUUAUCCUUUCUCUUAUGUUUAAGAUCUUAAAGCUUGACUAAGGUGUCUGUGGGACCUCAGUGUGGUAAGAAAAAAAAAAUUAGCUUCAGGCCUUUAAACUAUACCAAGGUGGUGGGAAGGAAUGUAGCUUAAUGUGUUCCCUUUGAGUGAGCAAAGGGACCACUUCAUUUUUACUGGGGCUUGGGGCCAUGGCAAAGAUAAUGACUGACUAUUUAUUAGAAUUGAAAAUUUAAUAAAGCCUCAUUUUAUUAACAAA
This is a messenger RNA of Sus scrofa (pig), 2904 nucleotides long. It is a transcript of the gene KCNK13, whose product is annotated as potassium two pore domain channel subfamily K member 13. The record is from RefSeq and is a predicted model, not a curated record. NCBI's taxonomy places the organism in Eukaryota, Metazoa, Chordata, Mammalia, Artiodactyla, Suidae. Gene Ontology annotation, cellular component: plasma membrane. Gene Ontology annotation, molecular function: outward rectifier potassium channel activity; potassium ion leak channel activity. Gene Ontology annotation, biological process: potassium ion transmembrane transport; stabilization of membrane potential.